AUGAGAUUUAGCAUCGGAUUUCAAGAGAGAGCCAUGUAUCGAGCUUUCCGCGCCCACUUGGUUGCCUUUGGGGGCAGCGAUGCGCAGGUCGUGCGCGAGCUUUUUCAGCUCCUGGAUGCUGGCGCCGCCUCGGACUGGAGCCACGUCCGGGCGCUGGUACAAGGCCGUCCCAGCCUGGAGUGGGCACGCGACUGGCAGGAGACUCGCAGUGAUGCGCAGCUUCUCUGGGCUCACCCCAAGUCGCACGCCACAGGCGCCCCGGACCAGCAGACGCCGCUUUCAUCCGUCCUCUCUGCCUCCCCGCGGCACCGCCUAGCUGCGAUGCUGCAGAAGCUCCAGGGCAGUAUCGGCCCCAUCACUACGAACGACACGGCCCCCGCCAACACGGACGCACACGACCUCAAAGAGCCGCCGGGUGAUGCAUCCAAUACGAACGACACGACCCCCGCCAACAAGGACGCAGACGACCUCAACGAGCCGCCGGGUGAUGAGUACGAGAGUAUCGACCUUCUCGAGGCGGCUGAUACGGAUGGCAAGAAGGCAAUUGUCAUCCAUCGUUUCGAGGGAAACGGACUUAAGGAGGAUUGGCUAUCCAGCAAGCACAAGGACUUCCUCGACAAGUACAAGGGCGGUCAGUUUGUCAAGUGCCCAGGGUAUGAGGAAGCCCUGGAGUCGGAAGCGGCUCUCAUUGGCAACUUGUUAGCCUCACCAGAAGAGAAGGAGUACAUGCGUAGAGCGGCGACCUAUGAUUCUUGGGCUACUCUGAUUCGGAUGUCGCAACCGCAGCGCCGGCUACACCGCGCUCCCGCUCCACGGCGUCUGCAGCAAGAGAUGACAGUGUCACAGGAACUUGAGCUCCAUCUUGCGGAUUCGCAAGAAGCUGACACCCUCUCCAACAACUGCGUGAACAACAGUGACUUGGAUGCUGAUGAGGACAGACCUUGGUGCGAUGCCUUUCAAACGCCCAGCGGCAUCGAGGACUUCGUCCAGCGGUGUGAGGGCAAAUUGAACACUCUCCAGUCCAUCGCAGACGCUCCUGAAGCCAUCUUCGCCUGUCUCGAUGUAUGCUCUCAAGUAUACUCCAGCCACAGUGGGGAUGGCGGCCAUUUCCGCGCCAUGCAUGCUGCAGCAGUUAUGUACUACUUGGCCUUGAAUGAGUUCCCGGCUGCAGAUAUCCCAAUGAACUUCCUCAUCGGUCAGGAGCUUUCUCCUUCGUCCUUGCAAACAUAUGAUGAGUUCAUUCACGAGAAGAUCUUCCCUCCCAUGCAGAAGAACAACAUAUACGAGGUCGUCAUGGACGGCAAUGCCAAGGUCCACGUCAAGUGUCCCGGCGACGAGCAACAUGCAGGCAAGCCCCGUGCAAAUGGAAAGAAGAAGCCUUAUGGGUACGGAUGGUUCAUGGCUGUUCAUCCGGGCACGCAGCGGAUCUUAGCUGUGUCCUGCCUCAAGAAACCUGAGGGAAAUGAUGUUGUGGACGACGUCCUCACCCGCAUCCUUCCGAAGUACAAGAACAUGAACGGAGUGAUCAUUGAUCGGGUAUGCUCGUUCCUGCCUCGUGCCAAGUCACAGGCAAAGUUCAGGCAGAUCAAACAUUGGUCGGUUGAUUUCUUUCACGCCCACGGGCAUAAUGCUUCCUGUCCAUGCAAUCCACACCACAUCCCUCGUCUCGCCAGACACUUUAAAGGGAUCAACACCUCUGCUGCAGAGCAGGUGUUUGCGUGGUUUAGAAACUAUGCCAGGGUGUUGAAUGAGGCAACUGCCAUGCGGCACUCGUUCAAAGUUCUCUACUUCUGCAAGCUGCACAACACAGCCAUGCAGAAGGAUGGAUCUUCUUAUUUGUCCCAGUAUCCCCACAAGGGCAAGAGGUGGGGCCUCACCGAUCAGGAGUCUAAGAGCGGCGCGGAGGCUUCCCUCCAGAAGGCUGCGCUGAAGUUCCUGGCCUUGCCCCGGUCCUCCCUUGGUGGGCUGACUGCUCGGAAGGUCAAGGAGGCUGGGCCAGAAGGCAACCCGGGAGAGUCUGCUCGAGCUGCCACAGCCGAGUGGAGGCGUGCAGCCGCAGACGCUCAGUUGCUUCGGGUUCAAGGGUUUUUUGGGACUCUUAGCGUUUUAGAGGUUUUUGAGGGGUUUUAG
Molecule: messenger RNA, 2130 nt
Organism: Symbiodinium necroappetens
Lineage: Eukaryota; Dinophyceae; Suessiales; Symbiodiniaceae
Source: the annotation of a GenBank genome assembly